This is a messenger RNA of Coffea eugenioides, 946 nucleotides long. Its product is annotated as adenine phosphoribosyltransferase 5. Gene Ontology annotation, cellular component: cytosol; cytoplasm. The transcript is spliced from 6 exons. The record is from RefSeq and is a predicted model, not a curated record. Gene Ontology annotation, biological process: adenine salvage. Gene Ontology annotation, molecular function: adenine phosphoribosyltransferase activity. The coding region runs from base 147 to 707 and encodes 186 amino acids. NCBI's taxonomy places the organism in Eukaryota, Viridiplantae, Streptophyta, Magnoliopsida, Gentianales, Rubiaceae.
CAACAAAGACAUUACUGCUGCUAUUACUACUUCAGCUUCUUCCAUUUCCUUGCAACACUCCUUCCUCUUCCCUUUUCACUCGCUCACUUUUUAAGAGACAGAUUGAUUAGUUGACAAAGAGAAAAAAAGAAAAGGGAUUCAAUAAAAUGUUUGCAGAAGAGAAUGGUUUGAGGGGUGACCCAAGGUUGCAGGGCAUAUCCGAUGCCAUUAGAGUAAUCCCUCAUUUUCCUAAGCCAGGUAUAAUGUUUCAGGACAUAACCACGCUGUUAUUGGAUCACAAGGCCUUCAAGGACACCAUUGAUAUCUUUGUUGAGCGUUACAGAGAAAUGGACAUAUCUGUCGUUGCUGGAGUUGAAGCCAGAGGAUUCAUGUUUGGUCCUUCAAUUGCAUUGGCAAUUGGUGCAAAAUUUCUGCCCCUACGCAAACCAGGAAAGUUGCCAGGGAGUGUUAUCUCUGAAGCUUACGAGCUCGAAUAUGGCAGUGAUUGUUUAGAGAUGCAUGUUGGAGCAGUACAACCUGGAGAACGAGUUUUGGUAAUCGAUGAUCUAGUGGCAACCGGUGGCACCCUGUCUGCAGCCAUAAGGCUUUUAGAUCGAGUUGGGGCUGAGGUGGUUGAAUGUUGCUGUGUUAUCGGGGUGCCAGAGUUUAAGGGUCGCUGCAGCCUCAACGGGAAGCCAUUGUAUAUCCUCGUAGAACCUCGACAAUAAAUGAUUAGCGGUUGGUACUUUCAAAGUGCUAAUGUUUGUCCCCAAUGGAAUUGUCUCUGCUGGAAUUAAUAUCUUACAACAUUUAAGUUCGUUUAUGGGCGGCUAAUAUAAAGGAUUCUGUCAUCGAUUGCAAUUCACACCACAGACUUGUAUUUCUUUCGACGGGUGGUAACUUCUUCAUCAAUGUUUGGGAACUGAAUUUCAUAAACAGUUCUCCCCAACCAAUUUGCGAAUUAAUA